Tauraco erythrolophus (red-crested turaco) is the source of this 2250-nucleotide messenger RNA. The record is from RefSeq and is a predicted model, not a curated record. Lineage: Eukaryota; Metazoa; Chordata; Aves; Musophagiformes; Musophagidae.
GUUUUCCGUACGGAUCUGAUAACAGCCAUGAAGAUCCCCGACUCCUUCCAGCUGAGCCCCGACGAGUACUACGUUCUGGCCGAUCCCUGGAGGCAGGAGUGGGAGAAGGGUGUCCAGGUGCCAGCGAGUGCCGAGGCCAUCCCCGAGCCCGUGGUCAGGAUCAUACCGCAGCUGGAGAACUCGCCUUCCCAGGUUUCACCGAGUAGCCUGCCUGGCUCCGAGAUUUCGGAAGCUACGAGGACUUACUUGCAAGGAGUGAGCCGCUAUGACCUGGACGAGCUCGAUGCUUGCUGGUUGGAACUUGUCAAUAUGGAGCUCAAGGAGAUGGAAAAGCCCGAGCUGGAUGAGAUCACCCUGGAGCGAGUGCUGGAGGAGCUGGAGACCAUGUGCUACGAGAACAUGAACAUCGCCAUCGAAACGGAGGAGGGCUUGGGCAUCGAGUACGACGAGGACGUGGUGUGCGACGUCUGCCGCUCGCCGGAGGGGGAGGACGGCAACGAGAUGGUGUUCUGCGACAAGUGCAACGUCUGCGUGCACCAGGCGUGUUACGGCAUCCUGAAGGUCCCCAUCGGGAGCUGGCUGUGCCGGACCUGCGCCCUCGGCGUUCAGCCCAAGUGUCUGCUGUGCCCCAAGAGAGGGGGAGCGCUGAAGCCCACCCGGAGCGGGACGAAAUGGGUCCACGUUAGCUGUGCCUUAUGGAUACCUGAAGUUAGCAUUGGAUGUCCUGAAAAAAUGGAACCCAUUACGAAGAUCUCCCAUAUCCCAGCAAGCAGAUGGGCUUUGUCCUGCAGCCUCUGCAAGGAGUGCACUGGGACAUGCAUUCAGUGCUCCAUGCCAGCCUGUGUCACCGCGUUCCACGUCACCUGCGCCUUCGACCACAACCUCGACAUGCGGACUAUUCUAGCAGACAACGACGAAGUGAAGUUCAAGUCCUUCUGCCUUGAGCACAGCACCGGUGCCACCAAGUUGCCCGAGGAGGCACGGACAGAGCCCCACCAAGCCCAGCUGGACUUGGAGAAGGUCACGCUGCGGAAGCAGAAGCUCCAGCAGCUGGAGGAGGACUUCUAUGAACUCGUGAAGCCUUCAGAGGUGGCAGAGAACCUUGACUUAAGCGAAUCACUGGUGGAUUUUGUCUACCAGUACUGGAAACUGAAGAGGAAAGCAAAUUCCAACAAACCGCUGCUGACACCAAAAACGGAUGAAGUGGACAACCUGGCCCAGCAAGAACAGGAUGUUCUCUACCGACGCUUGAAGCUCUUCAUGCACCUCAGGCAAGACCUGGAGAGGGUGAGAAACCUCUGUUAUAUGGUGACGAGACGGGAGAAGAUGAAACACACCAUUUGUAAACUCCAGGAGCAGAUCUUCCAUCUCCAGAUGAAGCUUAUUGAGAAGGACCUUUACCCAGAACAAACUGGGAAGAAGACAAAGGGUAAGAAAAGUGACCCGAGAAGGAAAGGAAGAGAUGGUAGAAAAAGUAGUCCCGAGAAGAAAGAGAAAAGGAAAUCGGUCAACGAAUCUGUUUUGGGACAACUGGGCUUGUCAACCUCCUUCCCCAUCGAUGGGACCUUCUUCAACAGCUGGUUGGCGCAGUCGGUCCAGAUCACGGCCGAGAACAUGGCCAUGAGCGAGUGGUCCCUCAACAACGCCCACCACGAGGACAGCACCCCCGGCCUCUCCGAGGAGCUCCUCCAGGAUGAGGAGACCUUGCUGAGCUUCAUGAUGGACCAUUCCCUCCGGUCCCCGUUCAAGCAGAGCGAGGCCACCAAGAAAGUGAAAAGCAAAACGAGAACGAACUCUAAGAAAAAGCUGCCCAGGAGCAGCCCCCCCGCCGUGGGCGGGAGCCACCUGGAGAGGAGGGGCGUUGUCCCAUAAGCUGGCGAUCCUCCCCCCCCGGCCGGGGCGAGAGGCUGCGUCGGUGAGGAGGAGGAGGAGGAGGAGGAGGAGACGCCGUGCCGUGCUCAGCCGGAGCCCAGCCCCGCGGCCAAAGUGCCUGACUCCGUAGGUAGCCCCAAAACCGUCGUGCGGUUCAAAUUACCAAAGGAGAGCCGAGGGACUCGGAGGUCGCAGCCCCCCAAGCCCGACGGCGCCGGCGGAGCUCCCUUGCGUCGUUUCGACGCCGAGACGGACGGCUACUUCUCCGACGCAGAGAUGAGCGACUCGGACGGGGAGUCCCGCGGCGGCCGGGCGCAGCGGGGCCAGCUGGAUGCGGCCAGCGAGGACAUCGUCAGGAUGAGCAUCCUGGCAUCCUAA